AUGACCAAUGUAUUCUUCAAUUUGGUCCGAAGCUUUUGCGAUGCCACAAAGCAGGCUAAGAAUCAUGCUGAGGCAGCGCAGCGUGAUGCCCAAGCACAGGACGGCAGAAGUAUACUGGCGCAGCUAAACGAGGAUGAAAGCUACCCAAGGCAUGUUUACGAUACACUUUACAAGGCCCUUAGGAAACAUGCCUACUGCUGCUGCAGGUCGACUCCCUCGCUACACUCGAUACCAGACAACCACUUGGGAAGAUUAGAGCUGAAAGAGAGCCUCCCAAGCUUGGACGACGAAGUUCUUUUCCACACAGUUUUCUCGAAGAAGGCCUUGUCAGAGUCACAAGGAAGUCUCAAUUGGCAACACCUGCAGUUUCGAGUUUCCAAGAAACAGCCAAAUAGACCAAAGGUACAAUUUACAACUGAAGGUCAAGACUUAACAGCCUCAGAUGGUGACAUAAUCACGACAUCAUCCGAGUUCUGCGACCUACUCGGCAGAGACAUCGGCUUAGGAAGCAUGGAUAUCCGCAUCAAGGACGAAAUGUUGCUCGUCCUCAAACGCGCUGUAGAUAUCGAAGUGCCUCUGGCGAACGAAAGAAGUAUUAAGCUAGCUGAUGUACUCCGCAACUGUUCCCUAGUGGCCAAGAGUAAGCUUCUACUGGCCUAUAUCUUAGCUAAGUCUCUCUGGCAACUCUACGACUCAGAUCUUAUGGGUGUGCGUUGGACAACAGAAACAAUUCAGCUCUUUCGAGAGAGGGGCGACGAUGAUGAAGAUGAAGAUGUGGCAGGGAUACAUUGGGCACCGUACUAUACUUUCUCCUUCGCGGGACCAGCGGAACCUGACUCAGUAGAGCGGCUGCCACUAGGCCAAUUCCUCCAUCGAUAUCCUCGGGUUCUCGCACUCGGUGCCAUACUUUACGAUCUUGGAUGGGGGAGACGUAGCACGAACCCGGCCAUCCCAACCAGCCCAGCAGAGCCUCCAACGCUGGAGAGAAUAAUAAACGAUACUACGGCCAGGGUACGAAGAGGAAUUAGAAGUGGGAAGCGACCCGAUAUCGGGUUAAGAAGUAUCCAAACUUUGGAAGAUUAUCGACUGGUUGUUGCGAACUGCUUAAGUGAGAACCUGUUCACACCAAACCGGAUGCCAGGCGUCCUCAAGUCUCCCGAAGAACUGGAAGAAGAGCUGACGAUAGAAGAACGCCGUGCCAUCUUGUUCAGAAAGGUCAUUGUGCCUCUUAAGAAGGUGGUUCAGGCUACAGGCUGGGUUGAUGAGUUCGGAAAUAUUCGAGGCAAUCGGGUAAAGAGCGCAAUGGCGCAGUUGAAAGAACAAGGAUGUGCUCCAAGGAAUCCAAUACUUCCAUCAGUGGCCCUGCUCAACAAUACGUCUCCGCCAGAUCCGCCUCACGGCAAUGAAGCGUGCGGCAAAAAGAAAUCCCUCGGGAAUGAAGCUGAAGCAUGGUUAGCCAGGGUCAAAGAGAGCCCUGUUGCGAGAGAUGUACUUUUUGCGUUCCAGAGGACAGAUAUGGCAGAGAAGAGAAUUCGCAUCGCAGUUUUGGACACGGGUUACGAUCCAGGCGCUAUCUUCUUCAAUAGAGACCGGCGAAGGCGACUAAAAGUCUGGAAGGACUUCGUGGAAUUAGGCCAAGGAACUCCGAAGGAUGAAGAGGGACAUGGUACACAUGUCUUGUCAGUACUAAUGCAAGUAGCGCCGGCUGCUGAUAUUUUUGUUGCCCGUGUGGCCAAAGAUACGUCUGAAUUACAACAUGCUACGGAAACCAUCGCCAAAGCGAUAGAGUGGGCUUGGAAAGAAUGCGACGCAAAUAUUGUUAACAUGUCGUUCGGAUUUGAUGAGGAAGUUUAUAUCGAAGGAAAGCCAAUUAUCAGCAACGCAAUACUCAAGGCCAUACUAGAAACCAACCAAAGCAUUGUUUUCCUUGCUGCGGCCGCAAAUAGUGGUGGAAAUAAGGCCGAGAUGUUCCCAGCAUAUAACAAAAACGUGCUAUCCAUCCGAGGGACCGACGAUUAUGGUACCCCGCAACGCUUCAACCCCCCUCCAGACUAUGAUUCAGAGACCUGCUUCAUGACGUUGGGACUAAACGUGCCCGGCGCCUCUCUGGUGAGGAGUGAGCACCAAGGCGCGGAUGUUUGCAAGUCUGGGACAUCGGUAGCGACACCGAUUGCCGCAGGACUCGCCGCGAUGUUGUUGGGAUAUGCGAGGGUACACGAAGAGGAGCUGCAGAAGAUUCUAGGACCUGAGGAUUCACCAAAGCUCGUGAGGCUUUGGGGAGUAAGUGGUGUCAGUGCCUUGUUCAAGAAACUGGCAACGGAGAUGACGAGGAAGUGGUCAUACCUGAACAUAAAUAAGAUGAUGCAACAGUCUCACGAGAUGAGACUGAGCAUUAUAGCAAGCGCUGUCCAAGAAGCCAGGAGUUGA
Molecule: messenger RNA, 2427 nt
Organism: Fusarium fujikuroi IMI 58289
Lineage: Eukaryota; Fungi; Ascomycota; Sordariomycetes; Hypocreales; Nectriaceae
Product: related to thermostable alkaline protease precursor
Exons: 4
Coding region: 1-2427 (808 amino acids)
Biological process (GO): proteolysis
Molecular function (GO): serine-type endopeptidase activity
Source: RefSeq, a predicted model, not a curated record